This is a messenger RNA of Monoraphidium neglectum, 2727 nucleotides long. RefSeq lists its product as hypothetical. Gene Ontology annotation, molecular function: mRNA binding. NCBI's taxonomy places the organism in Eukaryota, Viridiplantae, Chlorophyta, Chlorophyceae, Sphaeropleales, Selenastraceae. Gene Ontology annotation, cellular component: cytosol. The transcript is spliced from 4 exons. The coding region runs from base 1 to 2727 and encodes 908 amino acids. The record is from RefSeq and is a predicted model, not a curated record.
AUGGAGCACAACCCCAUGAUGGGCGUCGAUAGCUCGGGGCUGCAGCCUCCCAUUGGGGCAGCAAACCAGCAGCUCGGGGUGCCCUUCCUCGGCGCCAUUUCAACCAUGUACGAGCAGCAUGGCGCGUCUUUCCAUCAGCAGCAACAGCAGCACGCCUUCAUGCAGCAGCAUGGCCUCCAAGCGGCGGCGGCUGCCACGGCAGCGGCGCAGCAGCAGCAACAACACCAGCGAGGACCGGCCGGACCGCCGGUCGGCGACCUGCACAGGCUAAAGAUCUGCGGCGUCCCCGCGGGCACCUUCUCCGACGCCAAGCUGCGGCAGCUAUUCGAGCUCUGCGGCAAGGUCGCGGAGGCGCGGAUCGUGUACGACCGCGAUUCUGGCCAGGCGGCCGGCUACGCCUACGUGUCCUUUGCCACCAAGGCCGAGGCAGGCGCGUCGGCGCCCCGCCCCCAAGCGCGCCCACACACGCGACCCGCGCCGGCCGCCAGAGCCGCGCCCGAGCCCCCGUGCCUGGACCUCGCCAUCGCAACGUUCGACGGCCAGGUGCAGCUGCAGCCCGGCGGCGACCUCAUGAGCGUCUACUACGCGAAGCGCCAGCAGGACAGCGCCGCGUCCGGCGCCCGCGAGGGCCCUGCGCGCAACGCCAAGCUCUACUUUACCGGCGUCCCCCCCGGCGUGGCGAGGGAGACCAUCCUGAAGCUCUUCUCCCAGCACGGGCGCGUGCGACACCUGCAGCUCUAUGCAGAUGACCUGGGGGCGCUCAACAGCGGGACCGUCACCAUGUUCUCGCGGAGCGAGGCGGUCGCGGCCAUGGCCGCGCUCGACGGCGCGUCGCUCGCGGCGGGCGUCGCGCCGAUCAAGGUGGCGUGGGCGCAGCUCAACGUGGCGCCCAAGGCGCAGCAGGCGGAGCUGCCGGGCGCGACGGUCGCCUACUGCUCGCUGCCGCCGGCCGUCACGCCGCACGAGGUGGCCGCGCUGUUCCAGCGCUUCGGGCCCGUCCUGAAGGUCAUCCCUUUCCCCGCGCGCCGCGAGGGCCCGCCGGGCACGCGCGGCUGCGGCCGCGUGAUCAUGGCGCACCCCGCGCACGCCGACGCGGCCGCGCGCGCGCUCGGCGGCAAGUUUGUGUGGCAGGGCUCCGAGUGGCCCUUCCAGGCGCAGCCGUACAACGGGCCGGCACCCGCGCAGGGCGGCGGGCUCAAGGAGCAGCAGCGCGGCGCGGCAGAGCGCGGCGCGGCGGCGGCCGCUGCCGCAGCAGCGGCGGCAGGGGCCGCGGCGGGGCCGUAUGCGUCCGCCUCGGCGGCGGCGGCGCUCGGCUUCCGCCCCCACCCCCUCGCCUGCGAGCCCGCCGCCGCCGCAGCAGCAGCUGCGGCGGCAGCGGCGGCGACGGCUGCGGCGCAGCUGCCCCCCGGCUGCGAGGCGGGCGCGUACCCCCUCUUCCUUACUAAUCUGCCGCCCCUAGUAGACGAGGGCGAGCUCAGAUCUUUGAUGGCGGUAUACGGACGCCUGCUGAGCCUCGACCUCGCGCGCGGCGCCGCUGCGGCUUGGGGCGCGCCGCCGCACGCCGCCGCCGCGGGCUGGGGCGGCGGCGCGUCCGCGACGGUCUGGUUUGCGAGCGCCGCCGAGGCGGACGCCGCGCGCGCCGCGCUGCACGGCGCUCUGCUGCGGUCCGCGGGGGAGGAGCCGCGGCAGCUGCAGGUCUCGGCCGGCGCGGCGGGCGCGGGGGAGCUGCUAGGGGCCGCCGCGCAGCUGAUGCGGGGCGCCCGCGGCCUGCAGGGCGCGGGCGCGGGCUCGGGCGCGGGAGGGCAUCUCCUGGGUCAGCGCGGCGCGGCGGGCAGCCACUGGGCCAUGCCGGGGGCUCAGCAGGGCGCCGGGCUGUUCGGGCAGCAGCAGCAGCAGCAGCAGCAGGUGCAGCAGCAGCAGCACCAGCACCAGCACCAGCAGCAGCAGGGCUACCAUCUGGGCUCCCUGCUGGGUGCCGGGGGCCUGGCCGCAGCCGCCGGGCUCGCGCCACCGCCCGCGCAAUGGCAGCAGCCGCUGCAGCCGCCCCCGCAGUGGCCGUCGACGCUGCCGCCGCAGCAGCAGGAGCAGCCGGCGUCCGCGCCGCUCGACGCAUGGAGCGCGUGGGGUGGCGGCGGCGCCGGACAGGCAGCGGCGGGGCCGCCCCUGGCCCAGCUGGGUGGCGGGGCUGGCUUCGGCUCGCUGCACGGCAGCCACCCUUCGCUGCUGGGCACGGUUGGCCUGCAACAGCAGCAGCAGCAGCCCCUGCCGCCGCACAGCGGCGCCAUGCCCUUCCCCAGCGGCGCCGCAAGCGCCCUCGGCCCUGCCCCCGCGCCCGACUUCCCCCCCGCCGCGCCGCCGCUGCAGCUGCCCGGCCGCGCGCCGGCCUUCUUGGCCGUGCCGGGUGGGACCGGGGCCUCCUCCUUCGUCGGCGCCGGCGGCGGCGGCGGCGGCGGCCUCGGCCCGAGCCCGUCCCACGCCGCGUCAUCCCUGGCCGCCGCCUCGGGAAGCUUCCCGCUGUCUGCCGCGGCGGCGUCGUCAAACGACGCGACGCCCGUGUCCUCGGCGCUCGCGUCGGCCGGCGCGGCCGCGGCGCUCGCGGGCGCGGCGGCGCUGGCGUGGGGCCCCGCGGGCCCUGCCGGGUCGGGCGGCGGGACGGUCUCGAGCUCAGGCGCGGGCGGCAGCGCGCGCUCGUCCCCGCGCGCCGCCGGCGCCGAGGCGGCGCCGUAG